AUGAGAAGCGAACGCAAACCACUUGUAGCAAACGAAGCCGAGAGCGAUGCCAGCGCUGCGGCGCGCCGCGCCCGGGCAGCAUCCACUUUAAGCAGGGCUGAGCGCACGCUGCCGCAGCACGACCCCAUGAUCGAGGGGGUGCUCUCCACCUACUCCAUUGGGGACACCGUGCGCGCCAACUGCACCUCGGCCAAGUCCAACCCUGCCGCCACGCUGGAGUGGUUCAUCAACGGCAUCAAUGUGAGUGCUUGGCUCCGCCCGCGCCCCCCGCCCCCACCCCCGCCCCCGAAGGCGCUUAGGCCCUUGAUGGAUUGA
Molecule: messenger RNA, 315 nt
Organism: Gryllus bimaculatus (two-spotted cricket)
Lineage: Eukaryota; Metazoa; Arthropoda; Insecta; Orthoptera; Gryllidae
Source: the annotation of a GenBank genome assembly